AUGGAUUCUGCGCAUCACAGACUCAACGAGAGCGAGCCAGUGCCUGCUAUUGGUGUGUUGAGUCAAAGGACGUGGGCUGUCGCUACCUCUUGGAGCCUUUGGCUCAGAAGAUUUCGUUCUUCAUCCGAGCCGGUCCUUGCAACGCAAGCAGGAGUGCAGCAGCUGGUGGACCAAGCAGUGCGACAGCUGUUUGAAGGCUUAUUUCGUGAGGCCUCAGAGAAGCAGCGGCAGCGAGCCGCACUGGGCAUCCAGGCUACCGGAGCCAAGGCCAACCGUGAGGCUUUGUACCUCGAUCGAGAACAUCGUGAUCGAUGGGAGAAGUUGGCCCGCAGUUUCUUGGAGAGAGCGCUGGAACGGAUGCAGGCCUCUGAAGCAGCUGAUGUUAGCCAACUUCGGCGGCACGCAGCCUUGCAGCAUUUUCUGGAGGUAGACGUUGCUGACCUAUACCUUCCUCCGCACAAGAGGUGCAGUGAGGACACAUACAUGGAUGAGCCGCUGCAGGACGUGUGUGUGCAAUUCCUGAUGGAUGUUACGCGUGGGGUCUACGUGGUUCAGGGCGUGCGGUACGACUUUGAGGCAGAGUUGGUCAAGUCUGGGCUAGAUGUCGAGCAUCAAAGCCUGGAAGUCGAAAGUCUUAAAGAAACCUUUGCUUUUAAUGUAGCGGUGGACGUCCGACGCCAGCUGGCAGAGUCCGACGCCGGACACAUGGGACAGAGGUGCUCCAACCAGCUGGUGCAAGCUGCCACAGCUUUGUUAACCCAGUCGGGCCUCGCCAAUAUUGAACGGGCCUGUGGUGACCACAUCAUCGUCAGUGGAGGUGACCAGGAGCUGUUUUUCGAGCUGAAGCAAGGGCCGCCUAGAUGUUGGGACCUAGUCCUCUCCUGCAAGAAAUCCAACUUCACCAGCUUCAUGCUCGGCUCGCGGAGCGAUGAAGCAGAGGUUCUGAUCUGUGCCCCCAGCUCUCACAUCACCAGGUUUGCCUUGAUUCGCCUUGCGGCAAGCGACAACGACCACUUGCAGCCGAUCUCGGUGGAGGUGCUGGAUUUCCGCUCCGAGGUGGAACUUCAAGACCAGUUGGGGAGGCCAAUCUCCCUGUUUCCAGAUUUACAGGGUGGCCAGGGCCGUGCCGAACUCCUCGUGGCCUUGGCUAUGAGGCCGCUGCACCUUCUCAGGAGAUUGCCGAUGCGCUGUGCGAUGCGCUGUGUCUCCAGUGCACGCUGGGCACGUGCAUCUGCAAGAAGUUCCUGGGCUGGUUUGACGCAGAACGAGCGGGGCUGCAAUGACUCGGGCGCGGUGCAGUUGCGGAUGAUGCAGCCUUGA
This is a messenger RNA of Symbiodinium natans, 1320 nucleotides long. The record is from the annotation of a GenBank genome assembly. NCBI's taxonomy places the organism in Eukaryota, Dinophyceae, Suessiales, Symbiodiniaceae.